Triticum urartu is the source of this 3463-nucleotide messenger RNA. NCBI's taxonomy places the organism in Eukaryota, Viridiplantae, Streptophyta, Magnoliopsida, Poales, Poaceae. The record is from RefSeq and is a predicted model, not a curated record.
AAGUCAGUAAGAAGAAACAUGAGUUUUAUGCGUGCAACAAAUGUUCAUACAAAUGGUUAAGUGAGUACAUUAAUUAGAGCUGUGAUUUUCUUAGAGUUGUAGAUACUGAACCAGGAAGCUUCUCACAAAUAAAAAGUGCGGAGAAAAUAUUCUCAAAAGAAACUAAACAGCUAUGGUAGUUUUGUAAGUGAGCAGCUGUUCGUCCCAAGUGAUGUCUCAUGUGCUGGACUGGAUCAGGCCAUCAAGUGGCCAUAGUAAACUCAAUCAACUAGAUUACAUGGAUAAUGAAAGAGCCAAUGAUCACCGGCAGUUCAAUUAACCACUAACCCACUAGCAUCUCCAAGACAAAACUUCUCUUUUCAGCUGGGUACAGAUGCCAAAAUUUCAGAAUAACCAUCAGAAACUCUUUCGACUGACAUGUGGCGACAUGCAUGGCUCUGCCAAGAGUGGCCUAGUUAAACAAGUUCUGACAUUGGCUAAAUGGCAAAGCUGUCGUCACCGUCAGCACCCUGGAUAACACAUAAUGAGAACAUCAUUUACUAAUGCUGGGUAUGAUUGACCGGACCCGGUCCAAGCUAGUGACAGAAUCUUCAGGCCUUCAGCAUCCGUGUGCACUCUGGAUAACACCUGACGAGAACAUCAUUCACUAAUGCUGGGUAUAGUUGAUCUGGUCCUAGCUGGUGACUGAAUCUUCAGCAUCCGCGUGCAUAUAUGGACUAGCAUGACUCUUCAGCAGCUAACACUUCCCACUUCCUCAACAGUCUCUUAACAGACCAGCAGAGCAAGAAUGGCGAUGACACUGGUCGUGCUGCUGUUGCUACUGCCAGUAACUCGAGUCUCAGCUCAGGAGCAGCAGCAGCAGCAGCCGACGCAACAUGUUGUGCAGCCGGGCUGCCGUGAAAAGUGCGGCAACAUCACCAUCCCCUACCCCUUUGGCAUCGACGCGGGUUGCUUCCGCGACGAUGGCCGAGGUGGCUUCCAGCUUUUGUGUGAGGACACCCUACCAGUGCCACGGCUGACCGUGGCUGACUACGGCAUCCAGAUCACCGGCUUAUCCAUUAGCACCGGCGAGGCCCAGGCCUCCCUCAACGCAUCACGCCACUGCUACAACAGCAAUGGGAGCGUCAUCAGCCAUGGCGGCCCGGUAGCUGUACCACUCGUCAAGACCAACCUCCUCUUCUCGGCCACCAAGAACAGCCUCGUCGUGCUGGGCUGCCCCAACCUCGGCUACCUCAACGACGUUGCCGGCUACUACGUCAGUGGUUGCAUGGCCAUGUGCCAGCCACAGAAAUUCAAUGCGUCAGGGUCCUGCACAGGUGUCACCUGCUGCCAGAGCACGAUACCCGCCGGCGUCGACUACUACCAGCCGAGCCUGCUCGACAUGCCGAAGAACAAGGGAGACCCGAUCUUCUAUGGAAAGAGCACGACCUGCCGGUACGUGUUCUUGGUGGAGACGGAGUGGUUAAGUACCGGCUACACCGGCGAGAACUUCAACCGGACAGACGACUUCGCCGUGCCUGUCGUUCUCGACUGGGCAGUACGGAGCGUCAGGAACUGCAGAGCUGCUAAGCGCAACGAAACCAAGUACGCAUGCCGGAGCACGGUCAGCCAGUGCGUCAAUUCCAGAAACGGCGCUGGGUACCGGUGCAAGUGCUCCAAGGGGUAUGAGGGCAAUCCCUAUCUAGACGAUGGAUGCAAAGACAUCAAUGAGUGUGAACACGAAGAAAAAGACGCAUGCUACGGAGUCUGCAUAAAUACGCCGGGAAGCUACACUUGCGAGUGCCCUCCUGGGACUAGUGGAGAUGCCACAGCGAAGAAUGGCUGCCGGCCAAACGACAGUUUCACUUUAGUACUGAAAAUAGUUACAGGUGUCAGCCUUGGAGUGUUCUUGCCAUUUUUCAUGUUCUUCUGGCUCUACUUGGGGCUCCAGAAGAGGAAGCUUAUCAGAACAAAGCAGAAGUUCUUCGAGCUAAAUGGAGGCCUCUUCCUGCAGCAGCAGAUAAGUAACUACAAUGGCACCAGCAAAGGAACUGGUGGGUUCAAGAUCUUUUCCAAGGAAGAGCUGGAGAAAGCGACCAAAAACUUUGCAGCUGGCCGUGUUCUCGGCCAUGGAGGACACGGCAUUGUCUACAAGGGUGUCCUUGAGGACAAGACAGUGGUGGCGAUCAAAAAGUCAAAGAUGGAAGAGGCCCCGACCAAGGAAUUCGCAAGGGAGAUGUUCAUCCUCUCCCAGAUAAACCACAGAAAUGUCGUCAAGCUGCUUGGAUGCUGCCUUGAAGCCGAAGUGCCCAUGUUGGUCUACGAGUUCGUCUCAAACGGUACACUGUACCACUACAUACAUGGUGACAAGGGCAUCAACUCUGACAUAGCAUUUGGCACCUGUCUUCGGGUAGCGGUAGAGUCAGCCGAGGCACUGGCAUACAUGCAUUCUUCGGCCUCGCCGCCAAUCCUCCAUGGAGACAUCAAGACGGCAAACAUUCUGUUGGAUCACAAGCUCACGGCAAAAGUUUCAGAUUUCGGAGCAUCAAAAUUGGCACCAACUGAUGAGGCCAAAAUGGCAACGUUGGUGCAAGGAACUUGCGGUUACCUUGAUCCAGAAUACCUAAUGACAUGCCUGCUGACUGACAAGAGUGAUGUAUACAGCUUUGGUGUCGUGCUUUUGGAGGUUCUGACAAGGAAGAAGGCAUUGUACUUGGAAGGGCCGGGAGAAGAUAGAAGCCUCGUUUUAUGCUUCAUGACGGCAGUGAAGGUAGGUCAGCACCAAGAGCUUCUGGACAGACAAGUGAAGGAUGAGAUGAGAAUCGAAGUGCUUGAAGAGAUCAUGCACCUUGUGAUAAGAUGCUUAAACAUGAGUGGGGAGGAACGGCCGACAAUGAAGGAGGUUGCAGAGAAGCUGGAGAUGCUGAGGAGAUACCAGCACCAUCCGUGGGCUCAAGCGGAUGCAAAUCCGGAGGAGAAGCAGAGCUUGCUUGUUAUGAACCAACAGAAUGUGAAUUACAAGUUCACGCAGGAUUACAUCCUUGAUUUUUGAAGGAAGCAGUACAUUCAUCUUUAGCUCGUAAAUCAAAAUAUUUUGUAUCAUUAUUUUUGCACAUUCCCUUAUAUAUGAAUUCUUUUGGAUGUAAGAAAACAAACGCACAUAUGAUGGUGGCAGAAAAAUGAACACUGCAGAGAUCUAACCGCACAGGUUUCACAAUUCAGUGAAAUUUUAGAAAUGCUCCAGAUCAAUACUCCAAGUAUGUAACUAUGCACAUUAAUUAAAUUUAAAAACUAUGCUCAUUAAUUGGUUAAUUUUUUUAUCUUCAUUAAAAGACAUUUAAAACAAUAAAAGAACGGGAAUUUUGCAUUUGUUAAAUUCCAUCCUAAUUAUUCAUAAUAGAAUAAUAAUAAUACAAUGCAAGAUAUACACAACAAACAGAACAAGGAAAUCCAACAUCAUCGGUUUCAAGCCUAUAGCAUAUAG